AGUUGUUAUCGAUCAAAGGAAACAUGUGCAUCCGACACACAUUGAUGGGUGAAUGUCCACGAUUUAAUAAUAUCUAGCUAGUAGUACAUUAUGGAUGCGUCAAAGUGAUGAACUGUAGUGAAUUAACUGUGAAUAAGCCCCAGUGAAGUCCGUUAAAGUCCGUUAAAGAUCAGUGUUCCUUCGUUUAAUAUAAUAUUAUUACUAACUGUCUAACAAACGCGUUAAUCAAUGAUCGGUAAAACAAUGAAAGACCGCCGAGUAUGAUAUUAUCGUUUCAGUCGCACACGAAUUGAUUUCAGUCGAUUUUGAACGGUGUUGAUGACAUUUUUUGUUUUGUUUUUUAAAUUCGUUUCGUUCUAAUGGCCAGUGGUUCGUCUUCCGGCGGCACCCAAAGCCCUAAGAGGAAAAACAGCAAAUCCAGUAGAGCUACCAGAAACCAACCGACCUUAAAUGGAUCAAAUACAAGUCAAUCCAGAAGUAUGACCCACGCGAAUACGGAACACACCAAAACGGUACCAUUGGCACCUCCUUCCACUCAGGAGCCAUGGACACUGAAAAAUCCAAUUCCCUUAGUAUUAGAAAUACUUAUCAUCGUUCAAAUGUUCUUCGUGACGUUGUUUUUCAAGACGUUCAGAGUGUUUCUGCCAAAGUCAAAAAAAUCUGUCAAGGGAAACGUUGUAAUGAUCACGGGCUCGGGCAGAGGCCUUGGUCGUGAACUGGCCCUAAUGUUCGCCCAUCUCGGGGCCAAAGUGGCGUGCGUCGACGUGGACCAGGCGAGCAACGAAGAGACCGUCAGGCUGAUCGAGUCCAAGCAACCGGGUGCGUUGGCCAAGGCAUACACGGUCAACGUGGCAGUCAGCUCCGAAACAGCCGCACUGGCCGUCAAGGUGGAACUCGACCUAGGUCCGGUGGACGUGCUCAUCAACAACGCGGCCGUCAUCGUCGGCCACACGUUCUUGGGAGCCCAGGACCACACGAUUUCCACCAUCAUCAACAUAAACCUGCUCGGACACUUUUGGAUGAUACGAUCGUUCUUGCCGAGUAUGAUGAAGAGGAACAGCGGUCACAUUGUAGCGAUUUCUUCGAUUUCGUCUCUCAGUGGCGAGGCCAAACUAUCGGCUUACUCCGCCAGCAAGUGGGGUGUUAAUGGAAUGAUGGAAAGUCUCAGAGAGGAACUCCGGGACCAUUCGCACAACAAAAUCCAUACCACUGUUGUGAUACCGCGACUUAUUAACACGAGUGCUGAUUAUAUGAAAUCAAUCAACAGCAGGUUGCCGGUGUUAAGUGUGGAAACUGCCGCUAAAGCAACAGUCCACGGGAUUUUGACGAAUGAAGUUGAAUUCACUAUUCCUCAUAUAACAUAUUUCACCAACAUUCUACGGAAACUUUUCCCCGUCAACAUUUCGGAUUCGAUAAAAAAUAUUUUCUACGUAAAAAUCCUGUUGCCACCACAAGAAGACCAGGACAAUCUCCCCAAUAUGUCAAUCAUUAAUCGUACUGUAGCUGCCAACUAAAAACAACAUUUGUAUAAUGUGAUUGUCCUUUAAAUUAUUUAUUUAAAAAUAAUAUUGUAUGCUGUAUGCGUAACGGUAAUUAGAAAAUAAUUAUCGCCAAACUUAGGUACUUUGAAGUUCUAGCAGGUACCGUAUAAUUUUUUUAACGUUUUCGUUUUAGUUAUAUACUAAAUUUUACUGAUAUUUGUACAAUUUUAAAGUUAAGACUAUCAUAUUAUGGGUAAAUUAUAUCAUAUUUUAUUUCUAUUUUGUUAUUAUUAAUACGAAUGGGUAAUUUUAAGUCUUUCAAAAAUGUCAAAAUUUGUACGUGUUUAUUUAUCAUUAAAUUCAAAGAAAAUA
Messenger RNA from Myzus persicae (green peach aphid), 1853 nucleotides. Its product is annotated as short-chain dehydrogenase/reductase family 16C member 6-like. Gene Ontology annotation, molecular function: oxidoreductase activity, acting on the CH-OH group of donors, NAD or NADP as acceptor. The transcript has 7 exons. Bases 360 to 1514 code for a protein of 384 amino acids. NCBI's taxonomy places the organism in Eukaryota, Metazoa, Arthropoda, Insecta, Hemiptera, Aphididae. Gene Ontology annotation, cellular component: lipid droplet. The record is from RefSeq and is a predicted model, not a curated record.